Eimeria tenella is the source of this 12435-nucleotide messenger RNA. Its product is annotated as Proteophosphoglycan ppg1, related. The transcript is spliced from 13 exons. NCBI's taxonomy places the organism in Eukaryota, Apicomplexa, Conoidasida, Eucoccidiorida, Eimeriidae. The record is from RefSeq and is a predicted model, not a curated record. The coding region runs from base 1 to 12435 and encodes 4144 amino acids. Gene Ontology annotation, molecular function: protein binding.
AUGAACAAUUCGCAAGGGACUGAGCAACAACUGAAUAGCGAUGAGGGACCUGAGAGGGGUUUGCUCGGCUCGGGAAGAGAAAGCCCCCUUUCUGUUUCGGAAUUGCCGCAAUUGGACUCACACAUGGUAAAUGAGGCUGGGACUCGUCGACGAGGUUCUCUUAUGGCGGCGCCCGAAGGACGACCACAGGAAGCAUUCCAAGUUGCGGAAAAUUCCAUGGUUGAAUGGCCAAGAGGACCACGCAAUGCCGUUUCGCGCAUUGGAUAUAUCAGUGAUACAGCAGACGCAUCUGCAGAAGACCAUGGUAAAGUGGUGCUUACGAAAGGGAAGGCCGAUGAGGUCGAUACUUUACCAGGCCCACCACCAACAACAGCUGUCACAAGUCCUUCGGUAACACCGAGGGAUAUGAAGGGUAUCAAAGCCAUCUCCCGCCAACGAGUCCAGCAAAUGCAUCUCGCUUUACCUACUACAACGGGACAGAUUCGGCCGCGGCCAAAACCACAAGAGUCCCCAAGGAAAGAACCGCCUCUUUCGAUCAGCCCAAAGCGAGGAUAUAUAGCUUCUAAUCACGUAGACACUCUCCAAGAGUCGGUUAAGAGUGCACCAUGCGGCAUCUUAACCCCCAAAUCCUUAAGCCGUCCCGCAUCUUCAAGUCAAGUUUUUUCUGCAGGGCAGCAUACGGAAGGAAAUUCCAUGUUUGAACUGCCUUCAACAACAGACGCCAGGCAGAGAAAUGAAGCUGUACUAGAGCAGAAAUGCACUGGAACCGAACAGUCGCGUUUGCGGUCCCACGGAGAAGCAAGCAUCAUUCCCCAGAGCGUUGUCACCACAGGGGCCUCUGAUAGCCGGCGUGCCUCACUUCAAGAGCGAGAGAAAACUAAUGGUUCAGGCAGUACUGCCAAUGACGUCGUGAACGUUGGGAGCUAUGGAACCCGGGCGCGCACAACUUCACCUGCCAGCACAGCGAACAUGCAGAAAGCCAUGGCUGGGGUCUUUUCAACUGCGAAUGAGAGGAGAGCGGCCGCACUGGCCUCUAGGAUCAGUUCACGAGCUAUUUCGCGUGCGGAAGGGUCAAUAACAGACCUGAGGCUACUCGCAAAGAAAUCAGAUGUUACCCAUGCAGCUGCUGAACAACUGCGAAGGAUGAGGGACUUGAGCACGAACCCGCAGCACGACGCUAACAAGACAGACGUAAUGGAAAGCCCUCACCUGUACACGGACCUUGUCAGUUCCAAGAUGGCCGCCGAAAAAGUGGGGAGCGCCUUGGUCCCAACGCCGCCCACUGCUCCUCCCAAGGACAGCUCUCCUGUGGGCGCUGUAGAGCCGACGGACUCAACAGUUCAGCAGCGGUCUCGCAUGCCGCAGAACAUGCAUGAAACUCAGUUGGAGCUUACUCUGGCUGCUGAAAUGGGGGAGCAGAGACGAGUUGCAGCAAUAACAUCCCGCGCUCGCUCACGUAUUAUUUCGAGAGCAGAGGGGACCUCUGAGGGAGGGCAGUUGGACUACCACACGAAUGUCGCAGAAGCUGCAGCAGAACAGCUACGAAGAUUGGAGCAAGCUUCAGGAAAAAAAGAAGUCCCACAGACGCCUCUUCGGAAUGACAAAGCUGAGGAUGAAGCUGCAACAAAGAUUCAAUCGACGGAGCCGUGCGCCUCUUCGGUUAGCCCUCUUGCGAAGCCUCACUGCUCAAUGGAUGAAAGGACUAACGCAGAGGCACAGACUAUCAGAGGGAUUUCAAAGGAUAAGGCCGACGUCAGCGCUCAUGCAGAAGAAUCGAGUCAUUGGGGAGAUAAAGUUGCAAGUGAACAGUUUCGGGAACGCCUAGAAAACUUAGCUGCUACGAUGUCAAGAUUGUCAAGGGAUGAGACUCAUCACUUUUCACCUGUGCCAGAUUCCGAAGAUUCUAGCAAAAGCUCAAACACAUCUAGGGCGUCGCCUGUUGCGGAACACGAUCAAGAAGAAGUUUCGAAGUUGAGCCUUCGUUCCAAGUCGGAAGAAGAUGCAUCUGCUUCUAGUGAAAGCUUAACUUCAGUUAAUUCUGCACCGCGCCUUCCUGACGCAUCCAGUGAGUGCACACAGCGGCACGGUAUACUCGGGGGCCCAACACAGCUGAGUGAAAUCCGCGGCCCUCCAUCGUACCCAGUAAAGCUCCCGCGUCUUAAUCUAUUUUGGACUAAGAAGGACACGCCUCGAAGACUGCGUGUUCUUCGUCUCCAUGGGCUCUCCAGAGUGAGGAGUACCGACUCAUCUGCUAGUCAAGAGCUCCACGCUUCUUCGGAUAGCAGCGUAGCAAAUCGCCGGGCCCAAAUCAUCAGGGACUUAAUUCCUGCUGGAGUGCGCGAUGAAGACUUCACCAGAACCGCACUGUGCCGAACGACGAAUGCAGCAACGUCACCGCCAAGUGCAGGCAGCUCCGAUGGACAUAUAUGGGGACAAUAUUCUCCCCACGCCUCCGAUGCUUCCGAUAGCAGGCAGAGAGACCUUUCAAGUCAAUCCACAUCCAACAGGUGCAUACAUGAGUCUCCAGAUACGCCAGAACAGUCUCCACUGACUGAAGCUCUGCGAAAUGCUGAACUCUACCAGAAAAGGCAGAUGACAUUGACGACUGAACUAGCCUCAAUAUGUGGUGCUACGAAUAAAGAAAAGAGGGGGGGAAAAUGUGGAUCUGAAAGCUUUAGACGGGAAGCCUCCAAGGAAUGUACAACGCCUGCUCCACGAACCGCCCCACAACAGGCAAGGAAAAGAAGCACAGACAGCAACCUAGGUCCUUCACUGAGAGCCGCAAAGUCUGAGUACACUGCGAACGCUGCUGGCUCACAACAGCUCACAAUAACUCCACCGUUAGCAGCAGCUGCUGAAGCAAAGGGAGGUGUUGCGUGUAGCCCUAUGGACGAGACCACUGCAGAGCGUUUGCAAGACAACGAUCCCUUCAUUACUGCGAAGUACGCUGAGAACCCGAAACGGGCAGGUGUGGCUGCAGCGCAGGAAGACGCUGUCUUUGGUCCCAUGACGAAGUCGGGAGCGGAGCGUUUGGAAGGGCGUGAUGCAUCGGUUAGUGGGAAAGCGGCUGGGAAGGCUGUGUCUGUUGGGAAACCUGCGGGAGCUCCUCCCGCGAAGCAGGCAGCUGGUAAGAGCGGUGCGUUGGCUGGCGACAGUGCAAGAGCACCGGCUCCGGCGGCGCCGUCUGCAGCAGUUGCAGGAGGUUCACGAGGAAGCGGAGCUGAAGGAGCAGGCCCGGGUGUACCGGAGGAAGGAGUUGUGUUUGGUCCGAUGACGAAGUCGGAGGCGGAGCGUCUGGAAGGGCGUGACGCAUCGGCUAGUGGGAAAGCGGCUGGGAAGGCUGUGUCUGUUGGGAAACCUGCGGGAGCUCCUCCCGCGAAGCAGGCAGCUGGUAAGAGCGGUGCGUUGGCUGGCGACAGUGCAAGAGCACCGGCUCCGGCGGCGCCGUCUGCAGCAGUUGCAGGAGGUUCACGAGGAAGCGGAGCUGAAGGAGCAGGCCCGGGUGUACCGGAGGAAGGAGUUGUGUUUGGUCCGAUGACGAAGUCGGAAGCGGAGCGUUUGGAAGGGCGUGACGCAUCGGCUAGUGGGAAAGCGGCUGGGAAGGCUGUGUCUGUUGGGAAACCUGCGGGAGCUCCUGCCGCGAAGCAGGCAGCUGGUACGAACGGUGCGUUGGCUGGCGACAGUGCAAGAGCACCGGCUCCGGCGGCGCCGUCUGCAGCAGUUGCAGGAGGUUCACGAGGAAGCGGAGCUGAAGGAGCAGGCCCGGGUGUAUCGGAGGAAGGAGUUGUAUUUGGUCCGAUGACGAAGUCGGAAGCGGAGCGUCUGGAAGGGCGUGAUGCGUCGGUUAGUGGGAAAGCGGCUGGGAAGGCUGUGUCUGUUGGGAAACCUGCGGGAGCUCCUGCUGCGAAAGAGGCAGGUUUAAGGAGCGGUGCGUUGGCUGGCGACAGUGCAAGAGCACCGGCUCCGGCGGCGCCGUCUGCAGCAGUUGCAGGAGGUUCACGAGGAAGCGGAGCUGAAGGAGCAGGCCCGGGUGUACCGGAGGAAGGUGUUGUGUUUGGUCCGAUGACGAAGUCGGAGGCGGAGCGUCUGGAAGGGCGUGACGCAUCGGCUAGUGGGAAAGCGGCUGGGAAGGCUGUGUCUGUUGGGAAACCUGCGGGAGCUCCUCCCGCGAAGCAGGCAGCUGGUACGAACGGUGCGUCGGCUGGCGACAGUGCAAGAGCACCGGCUCCGGCGGCGCCGUCUGCAGCAGUUGCAGCAGGUUCACGAGGAAGCGGAGCUGAAGAAGCAGGCCCGGGUGUACCGGAGGAAGGAGUUAUUGUGUUUGGUCCGAUGACGAAGUCGGAAGCGGAGCGUCUGGAAGGGCGUGACGCAUGGGUUAGAGGGAAAGCGGCUGGGAAGGCUGUGUCUGUUGGGAAACCUGCGGGAGGUCCUCCCGCGAAGCAAGCACCUGGUAAGAGCGGUGCGUUGGCUGGCGACAGUGCAAGAGCACCGGCUCCGGCGGCGCCGUCUGCAGCAGUUGCAGGAGGUUCACGAGGAAGCGGAGCUGAAGGAGCAGGCCCGGGUGUAUUGGAGGAAGGAGUUGUGUUUGGUCCGACGACGAAGUCGGAAGCGGAGCGUCUGGAAGGGCGUGACGCAUCGGCUAGUGGGAAUGCGGCUGGGACGGCUGUGUCUGUUGGGAAGCCUGCGGGAGCUCCUGCUGCGAAAGAGGCAGGUUUUAGGUGCGGUGCGUUGGCUGGCGACAGUGCAAGAGCACCGGCUCCGGCGGCGCCGUCUGCAGCAGUUGCAGCAGGUUCACGAGGAAGCGGAGCUGAAGGAGCAGGCCCGGGUGUAUCGGAGGAAGGAGUUGUGUUUGGUCCGAUGACGAAGUCGGAAGCGGAGCGUCUGGAAGGGCGUGACGCAUCGGCUAGUGGGAAAGCGGCUGGGAAGGCUGUGUCUGUUGGGAAACCUGCGGGAGGUCCUCCCGCGAAGCAGGCAGCUGGUAAGAGCGGUGCGCUGGCUGGCGACAGUGCAAGAGCACCGGCGCCGGCAGCGCCGUCUGCAGCAGUUGCAGGAGGUUCACGAGGAAGCGGAGCUGAAGGAGCAGGCCCGGGUGUAUCGGAGGAAGGAGUUGUGUUUGGUCCGAUGACGAAGUCGGAAGCGGAGCGUCUGGAAGGGCGUGACGCAUGGGCUAGUGGGAAUGCGGCUGGGAAGGCUGUGUCUGUUGGGAAACCUGCGCGAGCUCCUCCCGCGAAGCAGGCAGCUGGUACGAACGGUGCGUUGGCUGGCGACAGUGCAAGAGCACCGGCUCCGGCGGCGCCGUCUGCAGCAGUUGCAUCAGGUUCACGAGGAAGCGGAGCUGAAGAAGCAGGCCCGGGUGUAUCGGAGGAAGGAGUUGUAUUUGGUCCGAUGACGAAGUCGGAAGCGGAGCGUCUGGAAGGGCGUGACGCAUCGGUUAGUGGGAAAGCGGCUGGGAAGGCUGUGUCUGUUGGGAAACCUGCGGGAGGUCCUCCCGCGAAGCAGGCAGCUGGUAAGAGCGGUGCGCUGGCUGGCGACAGUGCAAGAGCACCGGCGCCGGCAGCGCCGUCUGCAGCAGUUGCAGCAGGUUCACGAGGAAGCGGAGCUGAAGGAGCAGGCCCGGGUGUAUCGGAGGAAGGAGUUGUGUUUGGUCCGAUGACGAAGUCGGAGGCGGAGCGUCUGGAAGGGCGUGACGCAUCGGCUAGUGGGAAUGCGGCUGGGAAGGCUGUGUCUGUUGGGAAACCUGCGGGAGCUCCUCCCGCGAAGCAGGCAGCUGGUACGAACGGUGCGUUGGCUGGCGACAGUGCAAGAGCACCGGCUCCGGCGGCGCCGUCUGCAGCAGUUGCAGGAGGUUCACGAGGAAGCGGAGCUGAAGAAGCAGGCCCGGAUGUAUCGGAGGAAGGAGUUGUAUUUGGUCCGAUGACGAAGUCGGAAGCGGAGCGUCUGGAAGGGCGUGACGCAUCGGUUAGUGGGAAUGCGGCUGGGAAGGCUGUGUCUGUUGGGAAACCUGCGGGAGCUCCUCCCGCGAAGCAGGCAGAUGGUAAGAGCGGUGCGUUGGCUGGCGACAGUGCAAGAGCACCGGCUCCGGCGGCGCCGUCUGCAGCAGUUGCAGGAGGUUCACGAGGAAGCGGAGCUGAAGGAGCAGGCCCGGGUGUAUCGGAGGAAGGAGUUGUGUUUGGUCCGAUGACGAAGUCGGAAGCGGAGCGUCUGGAAGGGCGUGACGCAUGGGUUAGUGGGAAAGCGGCUGGGAAGGCUGUGUCUGUUGGGAAACCUGCGGGAGCUCCUCCCGCGAAGCAAGCACCUGGUAAGAGCGGUGCGUUGGCUGGCGACAGUGCAAGAGCACCGGCUCCGGCGGCGCCGUCUGCAGCAGUUGCAGCAGGUUCACGAGGAAGCGGAGCUGAAGGAGCAGGCCCGGGUGUAUUGGAGGAAGGAGUUGUGUUUGGUCCGACGACGAAGUCGGAAGCGGAGCGUCUGGAAGGGCGUGACGCAUCGGCUAGUGGGAAUGCGCCUGGGAAGGCUGUGUCUGUUGGGAAGCCUGCGGGAGCUCCUCCCGCGAAGCAGGCAGCUGGUAAGAGCGGUGCGCUGGCUGGCGACAGUGCAAGAGCACCGGCUCCGGCGGCGCCGUCUGCAGCAGUUGCAGGAGGUUCACGAGGAAGCGGAGCUGAAGGAGCAGGCCCGGGUGUAUCGGAGGAAGGAGUUGUGUUUGGUCCGAUGACGAAGUCGGAGGCGGAGCGUCUGGAAGGGCGUGACGCAUCGGCUAGUGGGAAUGCGGCUGGGAAGGCUGUGUCUGUUGGGAAACCUGCGGGAGCUCCUCCCGCGAAGCAGGCAGCUGGUAAGAGCGGUGCGUUGGCUGGCGACAGUGCAAGAGCACCGGCUCCGGCGGCGCCGUCUACAGGAGUUGCAGCAGGUUCACGAGGAAGCGGAGCUGAAGGAGCAGGCCCGGGUGUACCGGAGGAAGGAGUUGUGUUUGGUCCGAUGACGAAGUCGGAGGCGGAGCGUUUGGAAGGGCGUGACGCAUCGGCUAGUGGGAAAGCGGCUGGGAAAGCUGUGUCUGUUGGGAAACCUGCGGGAGCUCCUCCCGCGAAGCAGGCAGCUGGUACGAACGGUGCGUCGGCUGGCGACAGUGCAAGAGCACCGGCUCCGGCGGCGCCGUCUGCAGCAGUUGCAGCAGGUUCACGAGGAAGCGGAGCUGAAGGAGCAGGCCCGGGUGUACCGGAGGAAGGAGUUGUGUUUGGUCCGAUGACGAAGUCGGAAGCGGAGCGUCUGGAAGGGCGUGACGCAUGGGUUAGUGGGAAAGCGGCUGGGAAGGCUGUGUCUGUUGGGAAACCUGCGGGAGCUCCUGCCGCGAAGCAGGCAGCUGGUAAGAGCGGUGCGUUGGCUGGCGACAGUGCAAGAGCACCGGCGCCGGCGGCGCCGUCUGCAGCAGUUGCAGGAGGUUCACGAGGAAGCGGAGCUGAAGAAGCAGGCCCGGGUGUAUCGGAGGAAGGAGUUGUAUUUGGUCCGAUGACGAAGUCGGAAGCGGAGCGUUUGGAAGGGCGUGACGCAUCGGUUAGUGGGAAAGCGGCUGGGAAGGCUGUGUCUGUUGGGAAACCUGCGGGAGCUCCUCCCGCGAAGCAGGCAGCUGGUAAGAGCGGUGCGCUGGCUGGCGACAGUGCAAGAGCACCGGCGCCGGCAGCGCCGUCUGCAGCAGUUGCAGGAGGUUCACGAGGAAGCGGAGCUGAAGGAGCAGGCCCGGGUGUACCGGAGGAAGGAGUUGUAUUUGGUCCGAUGACGAAGUCGGAGGCGGAGCGUCUGGAAGGGCGUGACGCAUGGGCUAGUGGGAAAGCGGCUGGGAAGGCUGUGUCUGUUGGGAAACCUGCGGGAGCUCCUCCCGCGAAGCAGGCAGCUGGUACGAGCGGUGCGUUGGCUGGCGACAGUGCAAGAGCACCGGCUCCGGCAGCGCCGUCUGCAGCAGUUGCAGGAGGUUCACGAGGAAGCGGAGCUGAAGGAGCAAGCCCGGGUGUAUCGGAGGAAGGAGUUGUGUUUGGUCCGAUGACGAAGUCGGAAGCGGAGCGUUUGGAAGGGCGUGACGCAUCGGUUAGUGGGAAAGCGGCUGGGAAGGCUGUGUCUGUUGGGAAACCUGCGGGAGCUCCUCCCGCGAAGCAGGCAGCUGGUACGAACCGUGCGUUGGCUGGCGACAGUGCAAGAGCACCGGCUCCGGCGGCGCCGUCUGCAGCAGUUGCAGGAGGUUCACGAGGAAGCGGAGCUGAAGGAGCAGGCCCGGGUGUACCGGAGGAAGGAGUUGUGUUUGGUCCGAUGACGAAGUCGGAGGCGGAGCGUUUGGAAGGGCGUGAUGCGUCGGUUAGUGGGAAAGCGGCUGGGAAGGCUGUGUCUGUUGGGAAACCUGCGGGAGGUCCUCCCGCGAAGCAGGCAGCUGGUAAGAGCGGUGCGCUGGUUGGCGACAGUGCAAGAGCACCGGCUCCGGCAGCGCCGUCUGCAGCAGUUGCAGGAGGUUCACGAGGAAGCGGAGCUGAAGGAGCAGGCCCGGGUGUAUCGGAGGAAGGAGUUGUGUUUGGUCCGAUGACGAAGUCGGAAGCGGAGCGUCUGGAAGGGCGUGACGCAUCGGUUAGUGGCAACGCGGCUGGGAAGGCUGUGUCUGUUGGGAAACCUGCGGGAGGUCCUCCCGCGAAGCAGGCAGCUGGUAAGAGCGGUGCUCGGAAGCGGAGCGUCUCGGAAGGGCGUGACGCAUCGGUUAGUGGCAACGCGGCUGGGAAGGCUGUGUCUGUUGGGAAACCUGCGGGAGCUCCUCCCGCGAAGCAGGCAGCUGGUAAGAGCGGUGCGCUGGCUGGCGACAGUGCAAGAGCACCGGCGCCGGCGGCGCCGUCUGCAGCAGUUGCAGCAGGUUCACGAGGAAGCGGAGCUGAAGGAGCAGGCCCGGGUGUAUCGGAGGAAGGAGUUGUGUUUGGUCCGAUGACGAAGUCGGAAGCGGAGCGUUUGGAAGGGCGUGACGCAUGGGUUAGUGGGAAUGCGGCUGGGAAGGCUGUGUCUGUUGGGAAACCUGCGGGAGCUCCUCCCGCGAAGCAGGCAGCUGGUAAGAGCGGUGCGCUGGCUGGCGACAGUGCAAGAGCACCGGCUCCGGCGGCGCCGUCUGCAGCAGUUGCAGCAGGUUCACGAGGAAGCGGAGCUGAAGGAGCAGGCCCGGGUGUAUUGGAGGAAGGAGUUGUGUUUGGUCCGAUGACGAAGUCGGAGGCGGAGCGUCUGGAAGGGCGUGACGCAUGGGUUAGUGGGAAAGCGGCUGGGAAGGCUGUGUCUGUUGGGAAACCUGCAGGAGCUCCUGCGGCGAUGCAGGCAGCUGGUAAGAGCGGUGCGUUGGCUGGCGACAGUGCAAGAGCACCGGCUCUGGCGGCGACGUCUGCAGCAGUUGCAGCAGGUUCACGAGGAAGCGGAGCUGAAGGAGCAGGCCCGGGUGUACCGGAGGAAGGAGUUGUGUUUGGUCCGAUGACGAAGUCGGAAGCGGAGCGUCUGAAAGGGCGUGAUGCGUGGGUUAGUGGGAAAGCGGCUGGGAAGGCUGGGCCUGUUGAGAAAUCUUCAGGGCAACCUCGCGAUAUGCGGACAGCCCUUAGAAGCGCCCCAUUGGCUGGCCACAGUUCAGGUGAAGCGGCGCUGCGCAGAGCAGCUGCAGAAGGUGCAGCAGAGGAAGUAGUGGGAGGGGCAGGAGUUUCUGGUGCGGAGGAGGGUGUUGUGUUUGGUCCAUUGAAGAAGAAGAUUGGCAAGUGUUUGGAACUGCGUGAUUCGUCAGCUCCGCUCACUAAUAAGAAGCUUGAAGGGAAAGCGUCUAAAGUAUUCAGGUGCACGCGUUCCAUGAAUAAUCCUGCGCUUGGUUCGCCAGUCGCGUCGAAUGUCUUCCCUCCAGAUACUGGAGCGGCUAAAUCUGAGCCCACACAAGUGCAGAAGAGUACGGACGAGUUUGUGGAAGUACCACUCUUGCGCCUUCACACACAUACUGCGGGGGGCAAGACGCUAACACUCAAGGUGGCUCCUAAACGGAGCAACUCAUCACAGGGCUUUAUUCACUGCAGAGAAGCAAAACCUGCCUCCCUGCCUGUUGCGCACGGUGAAUUGGGGGAACGUAGUAAAAACGGUGUUGCAGUGGCAGCACGUCACUUGUCCGAAAGGCCAAAGGGUAAUCACUUCAUUUCACAUGCAGGUCCACCAACUGCGCUAUCCGCACCAGCUAAGCCGAUAUCCCCAAGAAGAGCAGUAGGCGUAGUUCCAGCUGACACCUCUGUGAGGCAGAUGAGCUGGGUUUUGGAGGAACGUGAAGACGGAGGCGCCGAGUCUGAGAGUGCUACUAUCAUAAACGCAAAAGAGUCACCUAAACGUACGACGGGAGCGCAGCCCUCUCUAGACGCCGUUGCGUCUACCUAUCAAGGGCAUCCAGACUCUUCAGUAACUCCACACAGUGCUCAUGGGAGCGUGCCGAAGCUUCUUCCUUCAGGGAAUUCUUACUACCGCAUUUCGGCCAAGUCGGCGAAGGCAGAUAGCAACUGUGUUACCCUACAAGACUUUACCCAGCCUUCUGUGGAGAAUGCGAAAGAGGCUACCCGCAUUCAAGCCACCUGGCGAGGACGAGAUGUGAGAACAUGGGUACAGGCUGCAUCUAUUGUGCGCCGUAUAAAGUGGGACUGUUCUUCUGAAGAGAAAACUACGCUGGCACUUGGCAAGGUUCAGGCUACUCCUGCUGGCUUUAAAUUGAAGAACGGUCCCGAAGAUGCGGGCGAAUUAAAGCCUCGGAGGAAGUCAAUAACCACCGAUAUUUCUGUCGCAAAACCAGCUCCGGCAAAAUCUAUCCCAGCAGAGGAGACCCUUUCACAGCAAUCAGAAAAAGAUAUGAGCUCCGUCGAAUGCAUUCCUAAUACAGGGGAAAGCUCAGUCUCAAUAUCUAGAUCACUGAAUAGAGAGACAACAGAAGAGCUGGAAGCACCGCAUAAAAAGUGUGGUGACACUUAUGCUGCUCCAGAGGGCUCUGUAACUGGGGCUUAUGCCGGAAAUGGGAACGGUAGUGAUACUUUGGAGAUAAAGGCCGUCGUGGAUGCGGAGGUUGGCGGACCUGACGAAGCUACGCAGCUAAGUGUUGGACUUUCUCAGGGCACGUUACCAUUAGCCCCAACAGAGUGUUCAAGGACCCCUUGCGGCGAUCCACCUGAUGUAACGGAAGUUCCUUUAAUAAGCCAAAGAACACUUGUGUCCGAUUUAAGAAAAGCAGAUUCGGAAGACUCAAGCUCCCUAAAAUUAACGUGCCAGGCAUCUCAGGGACCAACUGCAUCCGAGCUGCAUCCCUCAUCCUUUGAUUUGCCACAAACACAAUCGUUUCUGCCUCUUCGCAAUAGUGGCACCUUACGUGGAAAGGACAACAACACGAAUAGCUUUCUCCCAAGCGCAGGAGAGCUCACUGCAAAUGUAGCUCUGCGUGGGCGCAGCGGCUCAAAUUGGAACCUCGUUGUUGGUCUUGACAAUGCAAAAUCCACGCCUGGAAGCGACCUGCUGGAUGUAGAGAGUGACGGCAAGCCAUUGGUGUCUCUAGAAGUGUCGGAAACCGCAGAACGAGGGCAAACAUUAGCUGUUGAAGAACCUUUGAUGUCCGGAAUCGCCUGCGACCAGUCGAAUGUUGGUCCUAAAGUACCGUCGUCUGGGCCGAUUGACAGGUUAUCAGAGAGAAGUGGUGGCGAUCCAGCUAGGCUGGGCGAUCGUCAACCUCCAGAGGUUGAUGCAUACUCUUCAAAGAAAAACAGAAGGAAUGUUGCAUUUUCUGUGGCUCCUUUUGUACCCUCCAUAGGGCGGCCAACAAGGGCAGUUCACCAAGCACAGAAGCAAAAGGAAGAGCCAGUAAAAGUCAACACUGAAAGACGCGAGCAAAGAUCUGAUGGCCAAGCGGAAGAUUCCGCUCCGAAUUUCGGUAGACGCGUCUCCUCAGCACUACGCAGUGCAUAUUCCACCUUCAGCAAGAUGGCACCAUCUGGGAAGCAGCAGCCUGCUCAGCGAGAGGGGAGCAAAGAUGCUCUACACGCCGCUGUGGGGUGGCUAAGAGGUCGGAGCUCCAGCAGGAUUACGCAGGAACAAGAAGAAAAGAUAACUCCAACUGGAGAGAGUAAAGCAGGCAGUAGAUAUGCUUCGCUCCACAUCGACAAAUUUGCGCGACUAGGGCUAGACGCACAGCAAUCAACGACUCCAGUCGCUCACGUAGCUACUUCAUCAUUGGAAUCCGAAGACACUCCAGUGGACGUAGCAGACCGCCAAGCUCUGGCCUUUGAGACCAAGAGGUGGGGGAGGCGUUUCACAGCCGUCAACACUCAUGAGCCUCGACCAGUCAGCACAGGACCAGCUCUUAACCCCUAUCGUCGAUCACAUCGAACAGAACAGUUCUCUGAGACGCAGGUACAGCCAAUACCAAAGAAACAGUAA